AUGCAUUAUUUCUUUGAGGGUGAUUACCACCUGGCAAUGGUGCAGCGUAUCGUGGAAUCAGAAGAGGUCGAUCCAACAUACGAACUUGUGGGAAUCGUUACGUUGGAGGAUAUUGUUGAAGAGAUUCUUCAGGCCGAAAUUGUGGAUGAAACGGAUGUUGUCAUGGACAAUGUUCAUCGGAUACGUAGGCGCAAUGCUCAGGUUUGUUCUUUUUUGUACAGGACGCUGAGGAGCUGA
Molecule: messenger RNA, 237 nt
Organism: Gongylonema pulchrum
Lineage: Eukaryota; Metazoa; Nematoda; Chromadorea; Rhabditida; Gongylonematidae
Source: the annotation of a GenBank genome assembly